This is a messenger RNA of Aureobasidium pullulans EXF-150, 282 nucleotides long. RefSeq lists its product as uncharacterized. Gene Ontology annotation, biological process: regulation of DNA-templated transcription. Gene Ontology annotation, molecular function: DNA-binding transcription factor activity, RNA polymerase II-specific; zinc ion binding. The record is from RefSeq and is a predicted model, not a curated record. The transcript has 2 exons. The annotation marks the transcript as partial. NCBI's taxonomy places the organism in Eukaryota, Fungi, Ascomycota, Dothideomycetes, Dothideales, Saccotheciaceae.
AGAGGCAAACAGACAAAAGCCGCGUGCAUCCCCUGUCGCAAGCGUAAAUCAAAGUGCGAUGGAAUCAGACCUUCUUGCAAAUCCUGCGUCGGCAAAACCACCCCCUGCGAAUACAGCGUCAACCCAGGCGUCACCCAACAACAAGCCGUCAAGAAUCAGCUAGACGCCUACAAGCAUGUCCUCAAUCUUCUGAGGCAAGGAAACGAAGCCGAGUGUGAAGUCUUGAUCAAACAGCUGAAAGCCCAUGAGCUUUUGGCAGACGCCGUAGGAAACAUUAUGCAG